GGUUCCGCCGACAGUCGGGAGAGACGAACGUCGGCGCUUGGAUUGGAGUGUCGGAGCAACCAGUCCGGAGCACACGUAAACCACACACACGUGCGAGGAAUGUAAUCCGUGCCCGAUGACCCAUCCGUUACCUGUGUACGACGCGCUGCAACUCAGACUGCCAAAUUUCAUCCAGGAGACGGGAAAGAGAACUACGGGCGGUCUUUGAGGAAGCGCCAUAGAAAGCCCGCAGUGGAUCAGGCGUCGGUAAUCGAUGGGUUGAGAACGCUCUUUGUCAUUUUUUUUUCUUCUUUUUGGUUAUUGAGGUGUGUAGCUUACCGAUGAGCCAUGCUGAAGGUGGUCGGAGCCUCGUGGCUGCAGACGCGCAUCUCCACUUACAUCAUCGGCGCCUUUGCCCUCCUCGGCAUCGGCGCCAUUAUCCUCGGCGAAUAUGGACUUAUGAAUGUUGAGAACGAUGGAACGUAUUCGGCCACUGUAUCGUGGAAUCACAAGGGAGGAUAUCGCAUCGACUUUUGGGGUCAAGGCAACGACCUCGCUAAUGUGCGAUUGAAUGCUGCCCGUGCCUAUUACAAGACCGACAUAUUUGAAAUUGGAUGGUCCAUUAUCGAAAUAGAAACAUCAUCAAAGUAUCCAGACACUGUUCAAGCUUAUGCGGCCGGUUUGUUAGAGGGUAGCUUGACCUGGCAAAUAAUCUAUCAUCAUUGGCACAAUACCGUCAAUGCUGUUUGUGAGAAAUGGGCAGACGAAUGUCAGAAGCUGAUGCGAUUCCUUCAUGAGAACACCGCCAUCGUUCGCGAACGUGCCGAGCGCUUGGCAGCUAUGGAUCCAUUCUGGCAUAUGGUGCGGCUGUUCUACGUUCAGCUGGAUGGUUUGGAGGCCGGCUGGAAAUUCGCGGUUCGUCGCAGCCGGCAGACAGUAGAAAUGAGCAAGGAGCAUUUCCUCUGGCUGGCAAUGGCUGCAGACCUACCGGAUCUCGAGCGAACGCUGAACGGUUCCUAUAACGAAUACAUCAAAGGCAUGAUUUUUGUAAAAAGUUCAUUCCGUGAAGGACAAAAAGGACCGUUGAUAGCUAUUGGACAUACCACUGUUGCACCAUAUGCCAAGAUGUUGCGGUUGUUGAAGAGGUACACCUUUGGUUACCAUGUUCUGCCAGUUUCAAAAAACUCCGCGUCGGUGCCAGGCGGAUCCAUCGUAAUGUCAUCUUAUCCUGGUGCUCUGUCGUCUCACGACGAGUUCUAUUUGAUCCAAGGAGAGAAUCGCGAGCUCAUUGUCGCCGGAACGCCAUUGACGGUCUCUAAUCGCAGCCUGUGGAAUUUUAUGAGCGAAAAGGACCAGGUGAUGUCAUCCGCGAGGGUUAUGGCGGCGAAUCGUCUGGCGAUGAACGAACAGUCCUGGUCUCGCAGCAUGUCAUUGCAAAAUGGUGCCGAUGUGGCGCGGCUAUGGGUCACUUUGGAACCUCGUGACGGCAUUGUCUGUCUUGUCGAACAAUUGCCAGGACUUAUUCGGCCGACGGAUAUCAGCAAAAAGAUUAUCAAUAGUGAUGUGCUUUGGGCCAUCAGUGAGACUCAACUUUCCGAGAUCAACGUGGCAAUUGGCGAAAAUGAGGUGGAAGAGGAGGAAGAGAAGAAGGAAGAGGACGAUGAUGAGACAAAAAACGAACUGGUCACGAGACUACAGAGCAACAUCACUACGGCAAAAAACUUUAGGAAGCUGAUGCAAGACUACAGUCACGAGAAGUUUAUCAAUGAAGAUGAAGAUCAAUCACGAAUUUUAACCAAAAGAGGAAACCGCGAGAAAAUUGAUCUACCAUUUGGCAUAAUCGACACGAAGACUGUUCUGGCCAAUGCUGACGGUGUGGAAAGUUUCGAAGCCAUUUCCGGGCCGAUCGUGCUAGACUCCACACAGCCGUUUCAAUGGUCGACAACUUUCCCCAAUGUCUCGCACAUCGGCCAGCCCGAUAUCUUCAAUUUCGACAGCGUUACUCCUCUGUGGGUUUGGCUCUGAGUCAUAAUCAUCUAAAUAUGCACAAACAAUGUUAGAAAUAAAAAGGUAGCUCUUUGAAUUUUUAUUAGAAAUAAAAAAUAAAUCUAUAAACUACAAGUAAAACAAUUUAGCUGUAAAAUAAUAAACUAUCAAAAAUUUUAAUAUUUAUAAAACGCUAAAUUUUUUUAGAUGAUCGAAAAGUCUUCGCUGAAUCUGGCUGAAUCCUUUUACAUUUUAAUUAAAUUUGAGAGACAGCUGGCUCAUAUGUUAGUUACCUACUGUGUGAAAUCUUAAAACAAAAUAAAGCAAAAUAAAUUUUA
Messenger RNA from Monomorium pharaonis (pharaoh ant), 2303 nucleotides. RefSeq names its product putative phospholipase B-like lamina ancestor (gene lama). The record is from RefSeq and is a predicted model, not a curated record. Gene Ontology annotation, biological process: phospholipid catabolic process. Gene Ontology annotation, molecular function: glycerophospholipase activity. The coding region runs from base 328 to 2004 and encodes 558 amino acids. The transcript has 7 exons. Lineage: Eukaryota; Metazoa; Arthropoda; Insecta; Hymenoptera; Formicidae. Gene Ontology annotation, cellular component: extracellular region.